AUACACGCCUGAAUUGAUCAGUCUGCGAGGGACGGCCUUAAAUCCAAACUUGGAACUUCUUCUUCUUCUCGGCCCUAACCAAAUCUAAUCAAACAUUCGAAAGCUAUCCAGCUCUGUCUCUAAGUGUAGAAUAUCUCCACUUCCUCGUUUGUUUCUGGGUUUUUCUCCGUUCACUACACAUGGGUUCUGAUGCAGAUAUGGAGGAUUAUGGGUUUGAAUACUCAGAUGAGGAGCCUGAGGAACAAGAUGUUGAUAUUGAGAAUCAGUACUACAAUUCAAAAGGUAUGGUUGAAACUGACCCUCAAGGAGCUCUAUCGGGGUUUACUGAAGUAGUGCGGAUGGAACCUGAGAAAGCUGAAUGGGGGUUCAAAGCUUUAAAGCAGACUGUCAAGCUCUACUAUAGGUUGGGGAAGUACAAAGAAAUGAUGGAAUCUUAUAGAGAGAUGCUCACAUAUAUCAAGUCGGCAGUGACAAGAAAUUACAGUGAAAAAUGUAUUAAUAAUAUAAUGGAUUUUGUUUCUGGAUCGGCAAGUCAGAACUUUGCUUUAUUGCAAGAGUUCUAUCAAACCACCUUGAAGGCCCUGGAAGAGGCAAAGAAUGAGAGACUAUGGUUCAAGACAAAUUUAAAACUUUGCAAGAUUUGGUCAGACAUGGGUGAAUAUGGGAGAAUGAUUAAGAUAUUGAAGGAACUUCACAAAUCUUGCCAAAAGGAUGAUGGUACAGAUGAUCAGAAGAAAGGUACUCAACUGUUGGAAGUAUAUGCCAUUGAGAUUCAAAUGUAUACCGAGACUAAGAACAAUAAAAAACUCAAGCAACUAUAUCAAAAAGCACUUUCAAUUAAGUCAGCUAUACCUCAUCCACGAAUUAUGGGAAUUAUCCGCGAAUGUGGCGGUAAAAUGCACAUGGCAGAGAGGCAAUGGGAUGAGGCUGCAACUGAUUUCUUUGAAGCUUUCAAGAACUAUGAUGAAGCUGGGAAUCAGAGGCGUAUUCAAUGCCUAAAAUAUUUGGUUCUAGCUAACAUGUUGAUGGAAUCUCAAGUUAAUCCAUUUGAUGGCCAGGAGGCAAAACCUUAUAAAAAUGAUCCAGAGAUUUUGGCAAUGACAAAUCUGAUAGCAGCAUAUCAACGAAAUGAGAUAUUGGAAUUUGAGAAAAUCCUGAAGACAAAUCGAAGGACAAUCAUGGAUGACCCCUUUAUUCGCAAUUAUAUUGAGGAUCUCUUGAAGAAUGUCAGAACCCAAGUUUUGCUUAAGCUUAUCAAGCCUUACACAAGAAUCCGUAUACCAUUCAUUUCAGCAGAACUCAAUGUUCCGGAGAAGGACGUUGAGGAGUUACUGGUUUCACUAAUAUUGGACAAUCGUAUUCAAGGGCAUAUAGACCAAGUUAACCGCCUCUUGGAACGUAGUGACAGAUCGAAAGGAAUGAAGAAGUACACUGCCAUUGACAAAUGGAACACUCAGCUGAGGUCUCUUUCCCAGACAGUAGGAAACCGAGUAUGCUAGUUGGCUGAUGGUGGUGGUGGUGGUGGUGGUGGUGGUAUAGCACCGACCUGAGUCUUUGUCCUCCUCCUUCCUUAUAUGAACAAACUUUUGUUGAGAAAAAAGAAAGACCUAAUUGUAUGUUGAGAAGAAACAGUAGUGAAUUUGGGCUCAGUUUUAUAUUUCAUUGUGCCCUGCCCCCCUGAGUCUAUAAAUUCCUUUUCUUCUACUUCUGAGGUGUUACACCAGAGGGUUCUUUUUGUAAGUGAAUCUGUUUUCAAGUUUCUUAUUGCCUACCUUUUAGAACAACAACAACUAUGUACUAUCAUCAUUAUCAGAUAGAGAAAAUUUGACUCAAUUUUUAAAGAUGAUAUGAGAUUUGAACCA
This is a messenger RNA of Impatiens glandulifera, 1862 nucleotides long. Its product is annotated as COP9 signalosome complex subunit 2. The record is from RefSeq and is a predicted model, not a curated record. Gene Ontology annotation, biological process: protein deneddylation. Gene Ontology annotation, cellular component: COP9 signalosome. Bases 180 to 1499 code for a protein of 439 amino acids. Lineage: Eukaryota; Viridiplantae; Streptophyta; Magnoliopsida; Ericales; Balsaminaceae. The transcript is spliced from 12 exons.